CGCAAAACUUGAAUCGCGUAUUCGAAAAAAGAGAUCGGGUAACAGGCGGGAAAUUCAGUGUACCAGCGAGAGAGAGAGAGAGAGAGAGAGAGAGAGAGAGAGAGAGAGAGGUGUGUCCCAUUAGACAUUAUAUUGGGCUCAAAAGUCUCAAACCAGAGAGAAUAAAUUUCAGGAGAGAGAGUGAGCGUGAGGGAGAUAGAAAGGUUUAGGGGAGAGAGUGCUUGAGAGAGAGAAAGAGAGGUUUAGGGGAGAGAGGGCGUGAGGGAGAGAGAAAGUCCAGAACUGGGACAAUUGAACUUGUUUUAGAAUGGGUAUAGAAAACUACCAUGUCAUAGAGCUAGUUGGGGAAGGUUCCUUUGGGAAGGUGUACAAAGGAAGGCGUAAAUAUACUGGACAGACUGUUGCCAUGAAGUUCAUCCUUAAACAUGGUAAAAGCGAGAAGGACAUUCAUAACUUAAGACAAGAAAUUGAGAUUUUAAGAAAGCUGAAGCAUGAAAACAUAAUCGAAAUGCUUGAUGCAUUUGAAAGCCCCCAAGAAUUUUGUGUAGUGACAGAAUUUGCACAGGGUGAAUUGUUCGAAAUUCUGGAAGAUGACAAAUGUCUCCCUGAAGAACAGGUCCAAGCAAUAGCCAAACAAUUGGUAAGAGCACUGUAUUACCUGCACUCUAAUCGCAUUAUCCAUCGUGACAUGAAGCCUCAAAAUAUCCUCAUUGGAGCCGGAUCAAUUGUUAAGCUUUGCGAUUUUGGGUUCGCUCGGGCAAUGUCUUGUAACACUGUUGUGCUUCGUUCCAUUAAAGGAACACCAUUGUACAUGGCUCCAGAACUUGUUCGUGAACAACCCUACAAUCACACUGCUGAUUUGUGGUCUCUUGGAGUGAUCUUGUAUGAACUUUAUGUUGGUCAGCCUCCGUUUUAUACAAAUUCAGUUAUUGCACUUGUUCGGCAUAUAGUCAAGGACCCUGUGAAAUAUCCGGACAACAUAAGUCCAAAUUUCAAAAGUUUCCUCAAGGGAUUGCUCAACAAGGUACCACAAAACAGGUUGUCGUGGCCUGCUCUUCUUGAUCACCCAUUUGUUAAAGAAACCCCAAGCGAGCUCCAUGCCAGGGAACUUCGUGCUGCCACUGCUGCAACCAGAGGAUGUGAUGCAGCAUGGAGGGGAGAAGUGCAAUGCAUGCUUCCCUCAACACUCGUACCCCCUUCUUCUAGUCCUGAGAGUAAGACCAAUGGCCAGUGUCAUGCUGCUGUACCUCUGGAAAACGAGGAAAGAAGCCCUCCAAAUGAUAGGCUUGCAUAUAUUGUACCUUCUGCUGUAGACAACUUAUUACAACAACAAGAGUCUUCUGGACAUGCCGCUCCUAUUGUUCUUGUGAACUCUGCAAGCCAAUUAUUAGACAAGUUGGAAAACAAUUCUCGAACAAUCAAAGGCGCAAAUGCUAUUUUUCAAGAUAGUGAAGCUUUGUCACUUAUUGUGCAACCAAUGAAAAAUUUCACCACAAAAAGUUCACCCCAUUUUUGCAGCGACCAGGUUACCGCUGAUAUAAGUCAAUCAAUAAGAAUUCUCACGAAUUUAGUUGCUGCUGGGGUUCUUCAUUCAAACUCAGCAUUAACUGAAAUGAUAGUUGCAAUCCUUGAUCUCAUCAAAGCCAUGUUUGGUCCAAAUAUAUCAGAUGGUAAUGCCUUGAUAGUGAAGGUCCUCUCGAUUUUGAGGAAGCUUAUGGAUGUUUCUAGAACUCUGUACUUGCAGCACUGGGUUACCUUCACAGAGUUUUACUCACAGGUAGUAGGUUGUAUAAAAGAUGUAUCUGGUCGACUUCUGUAUGAGUCAACUGCAUGUAUUUCUAUGGUGUUGACUCAAGUCACUCAGGGGCUCCAUUCUUUCAUGGCUCCAGAUAUGGUAGCUGGUUCUUCACCAGAGGAGAACACUAUGAUACAAAUACUUGAUCACGCUAAAUCGUCUGGUCUCAUGGGUCAAAUCUGUCUAUGCCUUGAGAUAUCUGGAUCAGGUCUCAUGUCAGGCUCUUCCAAUCACUGUGCUGCAGCUUGUGAAGCAUGCAAAGCUACAUGGGCUUUGGUGGAUGCAUCUGAGAUUGUGGCUAUGAAGGGUCAUGUUCGCUUAUUUCCAUUGAGCUCUUUCAUUGUCCAUUCUGAGCUUCAGCUUGGUCCAAGAGUACAAAGCCAACAUGCGUGUGAUGAGGUAGAAUCUUCAAACACUGUUGAGGCAUUCUCAAAAGUGCUAUUUGGAUCAAAAGCAAUGCAAGUUGCUUUACAUUAUGCUCUUCAUCAAGGUUUUGAGCAAUCUCUAGGUGCUACUAUUCAGCUCAUGUUGAGGUGCUGCAUAUUUAGUCCACCUCUCUGUAAUGUGUUCUGUGGACUGCCAAAUCCACUACCCAUUUCAAGUCCCAUGAAUGGUGGAGGAGACAAGACUUUUGUUGCAGACAUCUUUCGCGCAUUAUAUCUCUGUGCUUCUUCAGGCAAAGAAUCCUCAACUGGUGAACCAAAAUCCAAUAAGAUAUCCAACCCAGAAUCACUAGUUACCAUUUCUUGCCUAGCUCUUGCCACUAUUGCCCAAGGAUUAAAGAUGCGAACAAGGCAUUCACCAUCAUGUAUCUUGACACUAUCACAAACAAAACAAAAGGACCGCCUUUCUCUUCUCGCGCGCCUGGCUUCUUCUAACAAUUGGUCCACCUGCUCCACCCCUCCACCUCGAUGUGCAUCGGCCAUGUUGGCUCUUGCUUCCAUUUUAUCUCUUGAAGAUGAUUUCGACAGACCCAAUAACUCGCCCUUCUCCGAAAUUACAUUGGCCUUGAUACCCCCUACAGCAACUCUACGCACCUUUCUCAGUACCCCACCCUCUGAUGCUACUAACGUAGAUUCUAUGAUGCUUACAAACUGGAAUGGCCUCAGAGAUGGCUGCCUCGGCUUGCUUGAGGCAAGGCUAAAAUGGGGUGGCCCUUUGGCCAUAGAACAAGCUUGUUCAAUUGGUAUUCCUUCCCAUCUGUUCUUUUUAUUAGCUGAAGGCUCUCAAAAGGAAGAUAAGAUGAGGGAAAGAAUUGGGUUAUCUCCAGUUGGGGUUGUAUGGGGAGUUUCUUCAAUUGCUCUGUGCCUUUGUGGUGGAGCUUUCCGAGACAUUUUGUACCGAAAAGAACACCUUGGUUUCUUUUGUGACUUGAUAUCUGAACCCCACCUCAAAGCUCUCAAAUGUUGGAAAGGGCAUGGUGGUGGCUCUGUUGGAAUCAGAGAUCUAAUCAGUGCAACAGUUAAUGUUAUGGCAUUUCCAUUUGUAGCAUUACAGAGUGUUCCUGGUGGGCCCUCCCCGUCUGCAUCCAUUAACAGCGGUUUCCUUCUUAAUUCGGGAUCACCAGGGAGAAGAAUGUGGGGAGAGAAUAAGGAAGAUGUUGAAUUCAUUGAGAAAAGAAUGCCCCAAUAUGUUCAAAUGCUUUGUGAGAUAGGCUUGCCUGCUCAAAUUCUCAAGUGCAUCGAGUAUUUGGAAGGAAAUGACCUUGGAAGGCCUGUGGCGUUUAUAGCUAAGAUGAUAGGUUACAAGCCUCUAUCCGUGCAGCUUUUGAAAGAGGGUUUGUUGGAACCAGGCCGGGUGAGAAUGCUACUUGAAGAAGGUUCCAGCCCAAAGGAAGUUGUUAUUGAUGUUCUAAUGAUAGUUUCUGAGCUUGCUCGGAUGUCAAAGGAUCUCUAUGAAGCAAUUCACAAGGCAGAUCUACUGCAACUCCUAAAGGGUUUUCUAAAUCAUGACGAUGCAAAUAUUAGGGCAAAAGCUUGCAGUGCCAUUGGCAACAUGUGCCGCCACAGCCCUUAUUUCUAUGCCUCGCUUUUAAGACAUGAUAUUGUUAGUCUCCUCAUAGAAAGAUGUGCAGAUCCAGACAAAAGAACCCGAAAGUUUGCAUGUUUUGCACUUGGUAAUGCUGCAUACCACAAUGAAUUACUAUAUGAAGAGCUAAGAAGGUCCAUUCCUCAGCUCACAAACCUACUUCAGGCAUCAGAGGAAGACAAGACUAAAGCCAAUGCAGCAGGUGCUAUUAGCAACUUGGUUCGAAACUCCAGUAAGCUAUGUGAAGACAUUAUCACAAAAGGAGCCUUGCAGGCUUUGCUCAAGCUAGUAUCUGAGCACUCAGUUGCAGCAUUGAGCGCUGGAUCAAGGGAUGCUAUGGGUGAUUCAUCCAUCAAGAUAGCCCUAUUUUCACUUGGUAGCAUAUGUGCACACCCCCCUUGCAAGCAAUUUAUCCGUUCUUCUGACUUCUUUCCAGUCCUUGUGCGCCUCAGACACUCUCCUGAGCCCACCAUAUCUAGGUACUCGUGUCGCAUACUUAGCAAGUUUUCUGAUGCCUGAACACUCUCUCUGUCUCUCUAUUGAUACAACUUUGCCAUUGCAUUCUAGGUAAAUUGUUCAUCGAGCUCAUGAGAGUUGUUGUAUGCCACAUAUUUGAGAUUCUCAUAUGUAAAUGUGUUUGUUGUAAUCUGCGAGUGGGGCCACAUGGAGCUCACUUUUUUCUGGUACUGUUCUUUACAAAAACAUGGUUUAGUGCUCAAGGGUUUGAUGGAACCAAUUGGUUGGUGCAUAUUCAUC
Molecule: messenger RNA, 4579 nt
Organism: Amborella trichopoda
Lineage: Eukaryota; Viridiplantae; Streptophyta; Magnoliopsida; Amborellales; Amborellaceae
Gene: FU
Product: kinase family with ARM repeat domain-containing protein
Biological process (GO): protein phosphorylation
Cellular component (GO): cytoplasm
Molecular function (GO): ATP binding; protein binding; protein kinase activity
Source: RefSeq, a predicted model, not a curated record